Molecule: messenger RNA, 1503 nt
Organism: Nerophis lumbriciformis (worm pipefish)
Lineage: Eukaryota; Metazoa; Chordata; Actinopteri; Syngnathiformes; Syngnathidae
Source: RefSeq, a predicted model, not a curated record
AUGAGUCAGAAGACGGAGCGUCGAGGCAUUCACGUGGACCAGUCGGAGCUGCUGUGCAAAAAGGGAUGCGGUUACUACGGCAACGGUGCCUGGCAAGGCCUGUGCUCCAAAUGUUGGCGUGAGGAGUACCAACGGGUGCGCCAGAAGCAGAUCCAGGAUGACUGGGCCUUGGCUGAAAAGUUGCAGCGAGAGGAGGAGGCGGCCGCGUACGCCAGCAGCCACGGCGCGCCUGUCACGGCCCAGUCCACGCCUCCUUCGCACCCGUCCCAGUCCUCGCUGGGACCCUUUUCCAAGUUUGAGGAGAAGAAAACCAACGAGAAGACCCGCAAAGUCACCACCGUCAAGAAGUUUUUCAGCCCCUCGUCACGCAGCGCUUCCAAGAAAGACUCUCCGGAGGUGAAGACCACCAGCCCGUCCACGAGUCGCCAUGCCAGCUUCGACUCUGACCAGGUGUCGAAGGACUUCAUGGAGUUCUUGAAGAACCUGCAACGACCUGGACGGGAAAUCCACAAGCAGUGUCGCAGCUUUUUGAUCAACGUGUCCAGUAAGAAGGACCUGAGUGCUGAAGAAGUUUCGGAGUGUGUUCAGGACUUCUACCAGAACCUGGCCGACCGCUUGAUGAGUCACUUUAAAGGUUCCUCCGAGGCUGUGGAGCAGGUGAUGGACCAGGUGGAGAAGUACAUCAUGACCCGUUUGUACAAAAGCGUCUUCUGCCCGGAAACCACCGACGACGAGAAGAAAGACUUAGCCAUGCAGAACAGGAUAAGAGCUCUCCACUGGGUCAACAUCCACAUGCUUUGCGCGCCCAUGGACGAAGAGGUUCCGGAAGCCUCAGAGAACGUGGUCAAGGCCAUCACCGACAUCAUCGAGAUGGACUCCAAGAAGGUACCACGGGACAAGCUGGCAUGUGUGACGCGCUGCAGCAAGCACAUCUUCGCCGCCAUCGCCGGCACCAAAAGCGAGCCGGCAUCGGCCGACGACUUCCUGCCGGCGCUCAUCUACGUGGUCCUGAAGGCCAACCCGCCCCGACUGCAGUCCAACAUCCAGUACAUCACGCGCUUCUGCAAUCCCAGCAGGCUGAUGACCGGCGAGGACGGAUACUACUUCACUAACCUGUGCUGUGCGGCGGCCUUCAUUGAGAAACUGGACGCUCAAUCUCUCAACCUGACCCAGGAGGAGUUCGAGUCCUACAUGUCGGGCCAGGCUUCUCCUCACUCCGAGCAGAACCGCCCCGUAGCCCCCCUGGACUCAGACCCCGUGGCGCCCGAAGGCGCUCUAGCCCACCUUCGGCGUAACUUGGACCUCCUGUCGGAGUUGGGCGCCCGUCAGGAGGCACUGAUGGAGGCAGCCCGCGUGUUUCACGCCGAGCUGCUGGCCUGGCCCGACAGCGUGGGGCAAGAGGUGCGGGACACACUGGAGAAACACCCGCUCAAAGUUAGCCGACCCGCCGCCACUGCCAAUCCGCUCCCCGAGCUGCCGGCGCCACAGGUGUUUGCUGGGUAA